UCUCAUCGGAUCCACAUAGCAAAAGCAAAAUAUCAUCGAACAUUAAAUAAUCUCACUAUCAAUGGCGGAUGCAGGUGUCAGGUAUGCAUUAGUCACAGGUGGGAACAAAGGAAUCGGUUUGGAGAUAUGUAAGCAGUUAGCUUCCAAAGGAAUUACAGUGAUAUUAACUUCAAGGGAUGAGAAGAGAGGCCUUGAAGCACUGCAAAUGCUCAAGGACUCUGGUCUCUCUCAUCAUGUGGAUUUUCUUCAACUCAAUGUCGUCGAAACUGCAAGCAUCGCUGCUGCUGCCCAAUUCCUCACCACAAAAUAUGGGAGGCUUGACAUUCUGGUGAACAAUGUAGGCGUAUUAGGAGUAGGACUGGAGGGAGAUGUUUCAAUUCUUCAAGAGGUGGUAGAAGCAAUUGCUGAGGCUGUCUUUGCUAACUCAAAGGCUGAGACGUCGAUGAAAGCAAGUGGAACUAUAAUCCAGACAUACGAGGCUGCACAAGAGUGCUUGCAGACAAACUUCAACGGUGUAAAGAGAGUGACAGAAGCCUUCAUCCCUCUCCUCCAACUAUCUGAUUCACCAACUAUUGUCAAUGUCUCCUCCAUAGUAGGCCACCUUCAGCACUUGCGGAAUGAGCGCGCGAAAGCCGUGUUGACCAACGAGGCGGGGCUGACAGAAGAGAGCAUUGAUGAGGUGGUGCAAGAAUUCCUCACUGAUUUCAAAGAGGAAAGAUUGGAAGAGAACAAAUGGCUGAGUCAUGGUGCGGCCUAUCAAGUCUCUAAGGCAGCUUUGAAUGCAUACACAAAAGUGUUGGCUAAGAGGCACACUGAUUUCAUCAUCAACAGCCUCUGCCCUGGCUUUGCAAGAACGGAUUUAACUGGCAAUCUCGGGGCCAUCAGCGCCGAGGAGGCUGCUCAGAGGGUGGUGAAAGUGGCGCUGCUGCCUCGUGGAGGGCCGUCGGGCGCCUUCUUUUAUGACAAGGAUGUGUAUGGUGUUGCAGUGUUGCUACUUGAUGGAUAGUGACUCUGUGUGGAAGACUAGUCAUCGCCAUUAUAGUAAAGGAUGAAUAUAUGAUAUACGGAUAUACCUUUCCCUAUAAUAUAAAGUAUAAAAUGCUCUAUAAUUUAUUAACAA
Molecule: messenger RNA, 1120 nt
Organism: Salvia hispanica
Lineage: Eukaryota; Viridiplantae; Streptophyta; Magnoliopsida; Lamiales; Lamiaceae
Product: (-)-isopiperitenone reductase-like
Cellular component (GO): membrane
Source: RefSeq, a predicted model, not a curated record